AUGCAGGGCAGUUAUAAAAACAACGGUUUACCAAGACCCUACUAUAUGAAACCCUCCAAGCGGAAACACUCCCCCUAUGACAACUUGAAAGAACCCGUUGUCUUUUUCAAUUCACCCCGACGCAAGCUUGCUGGAUAUGUGCUCAUGUUUUUGUUGUUCAGCGCGCUAAUGUGGUACGUUUCCCAGGACUUGAAAGAGCGUCCACCUCCCGAGUACGAGUUGGUGCCCGAAACAGACCAUCCGCCGGUUGAAAAGUCCAAGAAUGACCAUUACAGAAACCUAGACAAUAUAGUGAAAAACGUGGGCUCGAAAGCAGACAAGGAAAGUGAAAACUUGGAUCUUGCCGAGAAUUUAGCUGCUGGUUCAAAAGGCGAAAAGGGUUUGGGUGUUGCCGAGGCUCCCAAGGGCGGUAUGGCGAAUGAAGGCCCCGUUGUGGGAAGCGAUGAGGACAAAAUUGUUGGAUCGGGGAAAGGCACUACAAACAAGCUACAACAACAACAACGAGGUGGGCAAACACCAAUGGAUUCAACAAAGAAAAACGAAGAGGCGCGUGAAGCAGGUGCUAAAGACGAAGAGGCGCGUGAAGCAGGUGCUAAAAACGACCCAUCAGAUUCUGGUAGAAAUUCAAAGAAUCGAGAAAAGGCUCAACAGAUACUCUUGGAUACUUUAUAA
This is a messenger RNA of Lodderomyces beijingensis, 672 nucleotides long. The record is from the annotation of a GenBank genome assembly. Lineage: Eukaryota; Fungi; Ascomycota; Pichiomycetes; Serinales; Debaryomycetaceae.